GUAUUGCCGGCAAUGCUGGAUCAACAGGAGGCGCAACAGUCGGAUUGACUAAUUCGUCUGGAAAUAGUAUUUCAGGUAUGAUCAACGGUACAAAUAAUAAAAAUGAUUCGAAUCCAACAGCAUUGCAAACAAAUUCUGUUGGUGCAACGAUUUUGCAACAACAGCAACAAAAAAUAAAUGUACCUCAGACAUCACAUCUAACGAAUGGUCCUUUAACAGCACAACAACAAACAUCAGCCACUGGUCCCUUGCCAAUUGUCGCCGCACUAGAUCCAUGUCGAAUUAUGCCCGUUAAUAUUACUUUACCUGCUCAACCCGGAACCCAUAACACGGAACCGCGCGUACUUACUAUACAUGUGCCAGCCUCAGCCUUGCAAGAAAACCAACUUACACAAAUCUUAACUGCGCAGCUAAUAUCAUCUAUUAUAUCUUUGCCAACAACUUUGGCUAAUUCUGUGCUACAACAACACGUUACAGCGGCGCUACAAAAUCUUAGUAUACAAAAGUUUAAUCCAUCAAAACAACUUGAUGGUCAACUGGUGGAUACUACAGAUGAAGAGGAAAGCGAUGUUAGUGAUGACAAUAUUGAUGAAGACGAUGAGGAUAUUGAUAAGGAUGAAGACGAAGAUAUAGAAAAUGAAGAUGGAGCUGAAGAAGAACCACUUAACAGCGGAGAUGAUGUGAGUGAUGAGGACUCCACUGAUCUUUUCGAUACUGAUAAUGUCAUUGUUUGUCAAUACGAUAAGAUAACACGUUCGCGUAAUAAAUGGAAAUUCUACCUUAAAGAUGGUAUUAUGAAUAUAGCUGGGAAGGAUUAUGUUUUUCAAAAAUCAAACGGUGAUGCGGAAUGGUAACGUUUGUAAUCUCGCGAAAAUCUGCUUUUUUAUAUUAUAUUAUUUUGUAUAAGCAUUUUUCUUUUUCUUAUUCUUAUAACUGAGUUUAUUUAUAUUAAGCUUCUAAUACGUAUUCUUAUAACUGCGUUUAUUUUAAUUCCCACUUAUUUUUGUAUUUAAAUUGCGAAAAAUAAUAUAAUCAAUCCAUUGUUUUAAAUUUAGGGUACAUUUUGUGACGCAGACAAAUUCGCCAAUUUCUAAAUUUUCAAGAUUAGAUUAAUAUUUACUUCGCGUUAUUGACAUUAAAACUAUGGAUGUUAUAAGAUAAACAUGUAUAUAUAGAACUAUAAUAAUAAAAUGUAACAAUAUUAAAAAAUAUUAUAUAUAAAAAUAAAAAAAUAUUUUACUU
Teleopsis dalmanni is the source of this 1242-nucleotide messenger RNA. RefSeq names its product transcription initiation factor IIA subunit 1-like. Gene Ontology annotation, cellular component: transcription factor TFIIA complex. Gene Ontology annotation, biological process: transcription initiation at RNA polymerase II promoter; transcription by RNA polymerase II. Lineage: Eukaryota; Metazoa; Arthropoda; Insecta; Diptera; Diopsidae. The record is from RefSeq and is a predicted model, not a curated record.